Molecule: messenger RNA, 1617 nt
Organism: Colletotrichum karsti
Lineage: Eukaryota; Fungi; Ascomycota; Sordariomycetes; Glomerellales; Glomerellaceae
Exons: 2
Coding region: 1-1617 (538 amino acids)
Molecular function (GO): oxidoreductase activity, acting on paired donors, with incorporation or reduction of molecular oxygen; monooxygenase activity; iron ion binding
Source: RefSeq, a predicted model, not a curated record
AUGAUCGACUCCCUGGUCCAUAACAUAGCCAGUCACCUCUCGGAUCUCAGCGAUAUCAACAUCCCGGUCGUUGCAGCCACAGGCUUAUUCCUCGUGGCUGUAUACAAGCUGUUGAUAUACUCUCUUUUCUUAUCUCCCUUGUCCCGCAUCCCUGCCGCGCACUGGAGCAGUCACGUCUGCCCCCUAUGGAUAUACUACAUCCGCUACAAGAUGGUCGAGAACCAGACCAUCCAUGAACUGCACAAGCGCAAAGGACCCAUCCUUCGUACCGCGCCUCAUCAGCUCAGCGUCAACUGCUAUGAGGGUGGCCUUAAAACCAUCUACACCGGCGGCUUCCACAAGACGGACUUUUACCAUAACCGUUUCGUCAACUAUGGCGUCGACCCCAUGUUCGCCAUGUCAGGCAAGGAGCACAGCCAGAGAAAGCGCAUGCUGUCUCAUGUUUACUCCAAAUCCUACAUCCUAUCCAGUCCCACGGUUCGCGAAACCACAAAGGCUGUUCUCUUUGACCGUCUCAUGCCCAGUAUCAAAGAGGCGGCUGAUUCGCGGAAGUCCAUCGAGGUUCUUGCUAUGCUUGCUGCCUACUCGAUGGAUGCUUUCACAACAUACCAAUUCGGUCUCUCCUUGGGCACCAACUUUCUGCAAAAUGUCGAGGAGCGAAAGUGGUACCUUUACCUCUUUUACGUCAGGCGUCCCUAUCUCUUCUGGACCACUGAGCUGCCAAAGUUUACUGCUAUGGCUCGUCGUAUCGGUAUCAAACUCGUGCCAGAUUGGGUUGAGAAAUCAUCAACCGACCUUGAGGAGUGGCAGAUCUCCAUCUGCGACAAGGCCGAGAAUCUUCUCUCAAGCGAAGCGACUGUCGCGGUCCAGGACAAGCCCUUGGUGUACGAAUGGGAGCGUACAGCUUUCAAGAAGCAAGAUUGCAAGGUCCAAGCCCUCAAUGGCCAGCCGUACCCUCGCCGUCUCGAGCUAGCGAGUGACAUGUACGACCACAAUGCUGCUGCACAUGAAACGAGCGGUGAUACAUUGACCUACGUCUUUUAUGAGCUCUCACGCCGCCCGGAGUUGCAGGACAGGCUGCGCGAAGAACUAUGUACGCUGUCUCCCAAGCUGUCAUACCCCAAAUCCUGGGACGACACCGAUCUGCCAGACGCCAAAGCCGUGGAUCAGCUGAGCUUACUCGACGCCGUUCUUCAGGAGACCCUUCGUCUGUGGGUUGCCGUCCCUGGUGGUCAGCCCCGUGUGACGCCCUCCCCUUCAUGCACUCUCGCCGGCUACGAUCACAUUCCCCCAGGCGUGCGUGUCCAGUCGGCGGGCUAUACCAUACACCGUAAUCCAAAGAUCUUCCCCCAACCAGAUGAAUGGAUUCCGGAACGUUGGCUUGGCCAGACUCCCGAGCGCUUGUCCGAGAUGAGGAAGUGGUUCUGGGCCUGGGGAAGUGGUGGUGCCAUGUGCAUCGGUAGCAACAUUGCAACGCAUUCUAUGAAACACUGUAUUGCUGGCGUGUACACCAACUACACAACCUCAAUCGUGGGCGCUCCCAACAUGGAGCUCGCAGAAGGAUUUACUGCUGGUCCCAAGGGAGGUAAGCUGGAACUGAUGUUUCAACAUGUCUGA